AUGAGCUCCCACGAUAAUGAGGAACUCCUCAAUUACGAGGACGAGCAUGACGUUAUCCCUAAUAGCGCAGCUCCAGCGACUUCUACCAACGGAGCAGCAGCGUCAGCAGUGGACGGCGAGGUUGAUAAAGACAAGAAAAACUUUACCGGAAUACAUGUAGCAGGCUUCAGGGAUUUCGUGUUGAGACCUGAAAUUCUGAGCUCCAUUAGUCACUUGGGUUUUGAGCACCCCUCAAAAUUUGUCCAACACGAGCGCAUACUUCAGGAUGUUCUAGGAAUAGACUUCCUCUGCCAGGCAAAGUCAGGACAUGAUAAGACAGCGGUCUUGACUUUGGGGCACCGCAAAGUCCAGAUAAUUUACAAGUCAUAA
Molecule: messenger RNA, 369 nt
Organism: Suillus clintonianus
Lineage: Eukaryota; Fungi; Basidiomycota; Agaricomycetes; Boletales; Suillaceae
Product: HLA-B associated transcript 1
Exons: 3
Coding region: 1-369 (122 amino acids)
Source: RefSeq, a predicted model, not a curated record